Molecule: messenger RNA, 2826 nt
Organism: Verticillium nonalfalfae
Lineage: Eukaryota; Fungi; Ascomycota; Sordariomycetes; Glomerellales; Plectosphaerellaceae
Exons: 1
Coding region: 1-2826 (941 amino acids)
Biological process (GO): regulation of DNA-templated transcription; chromatin remodeling
Cellular component (GO): nucleus
Molecular function (GO): ATP-dependent H2AZ histone chaperone activity
Source: RefSeq, a predicted model, not a curated record
AUGGACGCUCCCAAGACAGCCGCCCCUCGCGCCCCCAUGGUCGACUACGACUCCGACUCGGGCUCCGACGCGACGAGCGCCAGCGACGAGGCCACGCCGACGACCUCGACGGCCGCCACGCCCGUCGAGUGGCUCGCCACAGGCCGCGCCAAGCGCUCGACGGCCGGCAACCGGAUGAAGUCGAUGCUGGCCCACGAAGACCCGGACUCGGAUCUCGAGCUGCUCUUCGCCGAGGACGACGACGACGCCGGCUUCACCGACGUCGAGGACGGCGGGUCCGACGUGCACAUGGACUCGUCGUCCGACUCGGAGGACGACGCACCGCCAAACGGCGCCGCCGCCGCCGACCAAGACCUCGCCGGCGAGCAGGAGCUCGAGAGGCAGGCCAAGGAGCACCGCGCCGCCCAGCGGCGGAAGCGCAAGGCCAACGACGCCAUACCCGCCAAGUUUCGCAAAAAGGUCCGCAUCCGCAGCGACAGGCCGCCUGCCGUGGACUCGACGACGACGACGGCGGGCGCCUCGGCGAGCCCGGCGGUGGCGGCUCCGCGGCCCAAGAAAAAGUCGGAGCGCACGAGCUGGCUGCCCACUAUGACGGACAUGCCGACGCGCGCGUCGGCGCGGCAGACGACGGUGCUCAGCAAGGAGCAGCUGCACAACCAGAUGGUCGAGAGGGAGGCGAAGCGGCUGAAGCAGGUGGCCGCCAUGGAGAAGAAGGCCAAGAGGCUCGCGGCGCUGAAGAAACCCCCCAUGACCCAGGCGGAGCGCCUCGCCGAGGCGGCCCUCGUCGAGAAGAGAAACGCAAAGAGCCUGAACCGCUGGGAGGAGGCCGAGAAGGCGAGGGAGGCCGAGCGCGCGGCCAAGCUGGCGGCCCUCAACAACCGCACCCUCCAGGGGCCCGUCAUCACGUUCUGGAGCGGCAUGGGCGAGUGGGAGGGCGACGCGAACGGCGGCAAGACGGUCACCAUGGAGGAGAAGCAGCCUCGGAAGAAGAGAGAGAAAAAGGAGAAGCCGGAGAAGGGCAAGGCCAAGGCUGACAAGAAGGGAGGUGCCGCACCCGAGACGGACGCCGCGACACCCGCCCUGGGGGGCACGCCAGCGACAGCACCGGCAACAGGUACGGGGACGGAGGCCAAGCCAGGAGUCGACUCGAUGCUGUCGACACCAGCAACAACAUCGCCAAACACGCCCAUCUCGGCGGUGGACCCGGGGCUGGCGAAACUACCUGAGAGCUCUAUGCCUCCACUCAAAGUAGAAGAUGCACCGAGCCCGGCACCGCCGUCAGCUGCGCCUGAACAACCAUCUCUGACCCUCGAGCCGGCACCAGCGGCACUGGCACCGCCAGCACCGGCACCAGCAGCACCGCCUACGGAUCCUGAGCCCGGACCUGUGGCCCCUCCGACCAUCUCACCAUCGCCACAGGGCCCCUCUCCUCUGGCUCUUCCCGCCCCUCCUCCUCCUCCUCCUGCCGCCGCUGCUGCUGCUCCUCUUUCUGCUCCCGCUGUAGUUUCUCCUCUUACUCCUCCUGCACCACCACAAUCUGGUCUCAAGGCCCCCGUUCUCGCGCCGCCUGUCCUGGCACCACCUCUCGGUGGCAUCCAUCUCAGCAGCUCCGGUAUGAACCCCAGAUCAAACGUGCUCGCUCCGCCAAACACAACACAAAGGCCAUCGCCCCUGUCCCUGCCACCAACAACGCCAGGCCAGUCGUCACACAACUCCAUGCCGGCAGUCUCUCAAGCGGGACAGCUCCCGUCUAAGCCGCCUCAGCAGAUCCAACCCGCUCCGGCUCCUUCACAGACACAGCUGCAGCCAUUGCAACCACUGGCACCUGCCGUCCAGCCUCCACCUCUCCAAACACAACUUGAGCCCCAACCCGGCAAAGGAGGCGUGCCCACGCAGCAACCUGCUGCCGCCUCCCAGACAAACGAAACCACACCGGCAUCGUCAACCCUUCCUACACCGUCCGACCCUCACGCACCCCGAGCGUCGGCACAGCCAGCACCAGCGCCAGCAGCCCCCCAGAAGACGACCCGCCACGCCAUCAUCCUCCAGAACUUUGCCGAGCCCCUCAUCGCCAACAAGGCCACCCAGUCACGCGUCCUCUUCGGCCCCCACCGCAAGCUCGCCAAGCUCGCCAAGCCCCCCGCCGCGCCGCUCUGCGCCAUCACGAACCACCCGGCCCGCUACCGCGACCCGUACACCGGCCUGCCGUACUUCAACGCCUACGCAUACCGCGAGAUCCAGCGCCUGCGCCGCGGCGAGUACCGCUUCAGCGCCCUCGUCGGCGCCUGGGUCGGCAGCUGCACCUACGCCGCCAAGGGCGUGCCCGUCGCGUUUCUCGGCGGGCCGGAGGCGCGAGCCAAGGAGAAGGAGCUCGAGAAGGAGGCCGAAGAAAAGAAGAAGAAGCAGCAGCAGCAGAUGGAGGAAGCGGAGGCCAAGGAAAAGGAGAAGCUCAGAGAGGCAGAGGAAGCAGAGCAAAGGCAGAGACAGCAGCAGCAGCAGCAGCAGGAGCAGAGCGAGGCAGCAGAACAGGUCCGUCCAGCAACGACGGGCGAGAGGCACCCAGACGGCGCCGUCGUCGCUGUCGCCGAGGCCGAGAACGCUGCACCACAGACGACGGACGGGAUGGACGUCGACGUGCCCGCCCCGGUCCCAGCCGCCCGGCCACAGCAGCAGCCGCAACAGCUCGCUGCCGGCACGGCGUCGACGGCGCCGCCCCCGUCCGCGCCGAGCGCGCCGUCCGCUGAGACCCCGGCUCCCGCUGCUGCCGUGCCCUCUGUGGCGCCUCCGCCUGCUGAGCAGGGCGCUCCGGCGCCUGCGGCGGUGUGA